UUUUAAUUGAUAGCCUUUGUCUCUGCUACCUUUGUUUAUUUGUCUGGAUAACUGAAUCACCAAACAAAAAAGUAUAUACCGCUAAGUGAUACAUUUCGAUUAUAGAUAAGGACAAUCUCGAAUAUUCAGAGCCAUUUGUUGUAUGGUGUAAGGUACCCAACCACACUGAUCAUUUUGAACAUAGCAGUUUUAUGUCGUACGAAUGAAAUUUGAUAUGAUACUUCGCCAAUUUUUGAGAAUUACAUCUUUCAUUGACAACCAAAGUAAUAGACUUGCCAAAUCAAAUCAAGCGGGACUAAAUUUGCAUGGAACUACCGAUUCUUUCUGCUUCCAAAUUAUACAGUUCAUCGAUUUUAAUCCUAUAUUUGAAGCUAAUGUAGCUUCUGGCAGCACAAAUUUGAUCAAAAUCAAAUUAUUAACAUCCUACAUCUAUAAAAAUACCAGUACUCAAGUAGAACUAGAGUUCUUUAUUUUCAGUUUGAUCAAGGUAUUGUUAAUAGGUUUUUGUAUAUCAAGUUGUAGUGAAGUUGGAAACACUAUUAGUAACUGACAUUCAGAAUUAUGCCUAAUAUACUCAAAUAAAUAAUUCAAACUAUAUCUAUGACAUAAGAUCUGACUAUUACAAUGUCAUUUGAUUAGAACAAAGAUAAAUCAUUAAUAGGACAUUUUAAAUAACUAACUUGAUCUAUAGAACGUAAUUGAAGUAAAAGGGAUUCUACAGGGUUUAAGUACCCUGAAAGAUCAAAGAUCA
Molecule: messenger RNA, 751 nt
Organism: [Candida] anglica
Lineage: Eukaryota; Fungi; Ascomycota; Pichiomycetes; Serinales; Debaryomycetaceae
Source: the annotation of a GenBank genome assembly